Pecten maximus is the source of this 834-nucleotide messenger RNA. Its product is annotated as angiopoietin-related protein 7-like. NCBI's taxonomy places the organism in Eukaryota, Metazoa, Mollusca, Bivalvia, Pectinida, Pectinidae. The coding region runs from base 1 to 834 and encodes 277 amino acids. The record is from RefSeq and is a predicted model, not a curated record. The transcript has 7 exons.
AUGGAAACCGAAGAAUGUCUGUCCUUCUCGUACACGGUGGACGAACAGAAGUGCGAGACCUAUUCCCAAUAUAUCAAGGAGCAAUUGGACGCUGAUAUAUCCACGGCAACGAUGUACUUCUCCAAGGUCGUUGUCAGCAGCUGCAGAGACAUGCCGCACAUGUAUCCCUCUGGCAUCUAUCCAAUAACUACACCAGAAAAAAACAGCCUGUUCUUGUACUGUGAUAUGAACACUGCCGGGGGACCAUGGACUGUGAUACACAGACGAACAAAGGGAGAUGUUGAUUUCUAUAGUGAAUGGGCUGACUACAAGAGGGGAUUUGGUACCCUCCACGGAGAUUUCUGGAUAGGCAAUGAUAACCUUCACCUCCUGACAAAUACCCCGAGGAAGCUACGUGUGGAAUUACAGGCCUGGGACGGGACAUGGGGUUAUGCUGAGUACACGAAUUUCCGGGUAGCUGACGAAACUGAAAAUUAUAAACUUCUGGUGAAUGGUUUUUCCGGGAACGUGUCAUAUAACCCCAUGGAUAUCAGUAACGGCUCUCCGUUCUCCACGAAGGAUAAAGACAACGAUGAAUCAUCUCUCCACUGCGCUGUGUCUUUGAAAAGUGGUUGGUGGCAUAAGGGAUGUACAGAUGUCAAUCUGAACGGACUUUAUCUCAAUCCUACCGACGUAGACGAUGGUGGCAUGUCAGUAAUGCGCUGGAAUUAUUUCCCAUAUCCAGAUACAAAGUAUAAUUCGUUAAAACAGGCCAUGAUGAUGAUUCGCCCGUCUUUUGACCGCUGGAAGGCAUCACCUAAAUCCUUGAACAGAGAACUUAAUCUUAUUUCUUAA